AUGAGAUCUAAAAGAGGUAUCAAAGGUGACAGAGGAAGCAUGAGAAUCAAGAUUGAUAUGGCCAAAGCCUUUGAUAGAUUUGACUGGAAUUUUCUACACAUCAUUCUUAUAAAUAUUGGUUUCAACAAUGAUUGGUGUAAGAAAAUCAUGCAAUGCAUAUCCACCAUCUUCGCAGCUGUUCUAAUCAAUGGAUCUCCAGAUACUUUCUUCAACCCUUCUAGAGGGCUUAGACAAGGAGAUCCCCUCUCCCUUUACUUAUUUUUAUUCUGUAUGGAAGCUCUUUCUGGAACCCUCAUUCAUGCUGAAGAACUGGGUAGCAUCUCUGGAAUUAAAAUAUGCAAAGAUGCUCCAUCAAUCAACCAUCUCCUCUUUGCUGAUGAUUGCAUGGUCUUCUGCAAAGCCAAUAAAGCUGAAGCUCGAAAUCUCAAGGAUAUUCUCAAUAUCUUUGGUGAUACUUCUGGUCAACUCAUCAAUUUCAACAAUUACAGAGAUUUCUUCAGCAAGAAUACUGAUCCAAGCUCUUCCUCUGGAUGA
Papaver somniferum (opium poppy) is the source of this 534-nucleotide messenger RNA. RefSeq lists its product as uncharacterized. Lineage: Eukaryota; Viridiplantae; Streptophyta; Magnoliopsida; Ranunculales; Papaveraceae. The transcript has a single exon. The record is from RefSeq and is a predicted model, not a curated record. Bases 1 to 534 code for a protein of 177 amino acids.